GUUGUUGUUUGACGUUCAACGAGUGCGGUGUUUUUUAAUUUUUCAAUUCUUCAUUCGUUCUCGGUUGAAAUUUUUUUAAAACUUCUCCACAAUUAUUAAUUCUUCUAUUAUUAUUAGUUUUUUGUAACAAAGUGUUUCAAUAAAAAUAAAUAUCAUCAACUAAAAACGUGCGUUAUUUACAAAAUAGCCAAAAAAAUACAACAAAAAACCAAUAGUAAAAAUAAUAAUUGCAAAAUCAAAACCUAAAGAAAAAAUUUCAUUGAACGAAUGUGAUUGCUUUGCCGCCUUUUUUUUUUAUCACAAAAACAAAAAUUAGAAACAAAAAUAAAAAAUAAAUUAUUUUUAAUAUAGAUUUUAUUUUUGUAUAAAAAAAAACACAACAACCUCCUACAACUUCUUCACACACACACACUCUCUUUGCAUGCUGAAUAAGUCAAAAUCGAAAAUAAAAAGAGCAGCAAAAUAGAGAAUAAAUAUUUUUAUGUUGUGUAGAAUUUUUUUAGAUUUAAAAUAAAUUAAAGAAAAAAAAAUCAAAAAAAAACUUUUCCUAUAAAUUUAUUGUUAUUUGUACAUUAUACGUGGAGUGAUUGACUAAGGAAAAGUAAUAUUUCAACAGCAAACAAACAAAUAAAUAAACAAAUAAUAGAACCACAACAACUACGACAACAAAUAACUGUAACAAAACAACUACAACCACAAUUAGCCCCCCCGCUCCAAACAAAGAAAUUUAAAAAAAAAGUAAUAGAAGAAAAUGUCGUUUCGUGUAGUCAGAAGUUCAAAAUUUCGUCACGUUUACGGUCAAGCUUUAAAACGUGAACAAUGCUACGAUAAUAUACGUGUCUCGAAAAGUAGUUGGGAUUCAACAUUUUGUGCAGUGAAUCCAAAAUUUUUGGCCAUCAUUGUUGAAUCGGCAGGUGGUGGUGCAUUUAUAGUUUUACCUCAUAAUAAGGUGGGACGUAUUGCUGCCGAUCAUCCACUUGUUGGUGGUCAUAAGGGUCCUGUACUCGAUAUUGCCUGGUGUCCUCACAAUGACAAUGUUAUUGCCUCCGGUUCGGAAGAUUGUGUAGUUAAAGUUUGGCAAAUACCCGAUGGUGGUCUCUCAAGAACUUUAACCGAACCUGUGGUGGAUUUAGUUUUCCAUCAAAGACGUGUUGGUUUGGUAUUAUGGCAUCCCUCCGCUUUAAAUGUUCUCCUAACAGCCGGCUCGGACAAUCAGGUUGUUAUCUGGAAUGUGGGUACUGGCGAAAUCUUAUUACACAUUGAUUCACAUCCUGAUAUUGUCUACAGUGCCUGUUUCAAUUGGGAUGGCUCUAAACUGGUAACCACCUGCAAAGAUAAAAAGAUACGUAUCUAUAAUCCGCGCAAUGGUGAAUUGGAGAGUGAGGCCUUGUGUCAUGAAGGCUCAAAGGCAACGAGAGCAAUUUUCCUACGUCAUGGUUUAAUCUUUACCACCGGUUUUAAUCGUUCCUCAGAGCGACAAUAUUCUCUUAGAGCACCCGAUGCCUUAAGUGAACCUAUUGUUAUGGUUGAAUUGGAUACAUCCAAUGGUGUAAUGUUCCCUCUAUACGAUCCCGAUACAAAUCUUAUAUACCUCUGUGGUAAAGGUGACUCGGUCAUAAGAUAUUUUGAAGUCACACCCGAACCUCCAUUUGUCCAUUAUAUCAAUACCUUCCAAACACCCGAUCCCCAACGUGGUAUUGGCAUGAUGCCAAAACGUGGCUGCGAUGUCACCACCUGUGAAAUUGCCAAAUUUUAUCGUCUCAACAAUAAUGGCUUGUGUCAAGUUAUUUCCAUGACUGUACCCCGCAAAUCGGACUUGUUCCAAGAGGAUUUAUAUCCCGACACUUUAGCCGAAGAUGCUGCUAUCACCGCCGAAAAAUGGAUUAUGGGUGAAGAUGCUGAUCCAGUCACCUUCUCGCUUAAAGAUCGUGUUUCUAUUGUACAGGGUGGUUAUGUAUCAAAUUCGGGCAACAAAUCGCUGUCGGUAUCCAAGAAGGCCAAUAUACUCAAUAAAGCAGCAGUGGGAACCUCAAAAAGUGCCAGCACAGCGACAUUGGGUGGUGGAAAUCAUGCUGCCGAUGUUGGUGCCUCCAGUGGGUCAGCGACGGUUAGUGGUAUAACUGAAAAAGAUUUGCGUGAUAUCACCGAUGAGAUACGUAAACUUAAGGCGAUUAUUGUUAAACAUGAAAAUCGUAUACGUGCUCUAGAAGCCGCCGUGAGGGCCCAAGAAGAUGAUACCGAUGCUGUAGCCACUAGAAAUGCCAAUAAUAAUGCCAACAGCAAUAACGACACCAAAGCCUCCGAUAGCAAUAAAAAGGAUACCAACGACUCGAGCGCCAACGACAAUGGUACUUCGGCUACUGCAGCGUCAGACGAGGCGUAAAUGCUGUUUGCUUCUGCGUCGUUUUUUUUAUAUAAACUAGUACUACUCUUCUAUCACUACUACUACUACUACUGCUACAAAUUUUGUAGUUAAAUAAUCUACUUUAAUACCUUUUUCAACUCUACUACAAAACUACUUCAACAAAUUGUCAACAACAACUACAAAGAAACAAUUUUCAAAAGAAAACUUCAAAAAACUACAAAUUAAAGUAAUAAGUUAAAAUGCAAAGUGUAGGAAAAAAGCUAAAGAAAUGUGCACGUUUUAUCGUGUCUUUCUUUUAUUAUUAUUAUUUUUGUUUUUUUUUUUAUAAUUAAUUAUAAUUAUUACACAAACCACAAAGAAGAAGGAAAUUAUAUAUUUUUUAAAUAUUUGCUCUAAAUAAUUUAUAAUUUUGUAUUCUUGUAUUACUCCUUUCUUAAUUUUUUUUUUUUAAUUAUAAUUUUUAUCAUUUUAUUUUGUAUUAUUCAAAUGCUUGUCAUCUUAGUUUUUUAAUAAUUUUAAAUUUUACUCUUCGUAUUUCUUCUUUAAAUAGUUAAAACCUUUUUACUACUUAACCUCUCUUGUAUUUAUUAUGAUUUUUUUUAACACAAUUUUUUUCUUUUACUAUUGAUAAAAUUGUUUUUAUUUGUAUUAUUAUUUUUUUAAUUUCUAUAAAUUAAUUUUUUUAUUAUUAUUAUUUUUUAUUAAUUAUAAAACAACAAACAAAAAAAACAAAACUUAAUUAAUUUUUAAUCGUAAACAAAACCAUUUUAAAUCAACGUUUUUUUUUUUAAUUUAAAAAAAAGCCUCAAAAAAGCUCAACUUUAAUUAAGUAUGAUGAUGACUACAACAAAAAAAAAAUGAAAAAAAAACACACAUUUUUUUAAUUUUUAAUUUAUUUUGUUGAAUUUAAUUUGUUACAAAAUAUCCCCCGCCCCCCCCUACUUACAACUAUCAUAAUCAUAAAUAAUUUGCAAAAGUAA
Lucilia sericata (common green bottle fly) is the source of this 3345-nucleotide messenger RNA. It is a transcript of the gene coro, whose product is annotated as coronin-1C-A. Bases 752 to 2383 code for a protein of 543 amino acids. The transcript has 7 exons. The record is from RefSeq and is a predicted model, not a curated record. Gene Ontology annotation, biological process: actin filament organization. NCBI's taxonomy places the organism in Eukaryota, Metazoa, Arthropoda, Insecta, Diptera, Calliphoridae. Gene Ontology annotation, molecular function: actin filament binding.